GUCACUCUGACACACGCAGCGGGACUGAGUGGAGCUGUGUCCGGAGAGGACUGAUGUGAGACGAUGGGACGUCACGUGUUUCUGAACAAACUGUGUUAACUGAACGAAACUGAAGCGUCUGUUGCAGCUGGAGCAGCAAGAAUCAACCAAUCAGACGCUCCGAAGGUCACUGAAGGUCAGAGGUCACCAUGCAGACUAUAAAGUGUGUGGUUGUGGGUGAUGGUGCUGUGGGGAAGACCUGCCUCCUCAUCUCUUACACCACUGGAGCAUUUCCCAAAGAGUACAUCCCAACUGUGUUUGACAACUACAGCAGCCAGGUGACGUUGGACGGCAGGACCAUCAGUCUGAACCUGUGGGACACGGCAGGUCAGGAGGAGUACGACCGGCUGAGGACGCUGUCUUACCCGCAGACCAACGUCUUCAUCGUCUGCUUCUCCAUCUCCAGCCCGGCGUCGUACGAGAACAUCAAACACAAGUGGCACCCAGAGGUGUCUCACCAUUGUCCCGGCGUGCCCAUCCUCCUGGUGGGCACAAAGAGCGACCUCCGAAACGACGCAGACACUCAGAAGAAGCUGAAGGAGCAGAACCAGUCGCCCAUCACCAACCAGCAGGGCACCGCCCUCGCCCGCCAGAUCCAAGCCAUCCGCUACCUGGAGUGUUCGGCCCUCAACCAGGACGGUAUAAAGGACGUGUUCGCCGAGGCAGUGAGGGCCUUCCUCAACCCGCAGCCCACCGUCACCAAGAGGCCCUGCGUCCUGCUGUAGGGCCUCCACCCGACAUGACCCCACAUGACCCAGAGGGACGACGGGAGACGACGGGUUAGAUACGAUUUUGUGCAGAAACUGAGACUGAAAAUUGAAAAUGUCUUAUGUUUGUAAAAGUACCUGAAUUUAAUUAAGACGACAAAGUGAAAGUGUUUGAAAUGUGAGCAGCUUCGCAGGAUGUUGUGUUCAGGUGCAGAAAGAAACGGGAACAGAAACAGACCAUGUGACUCGAACACUACCGUGCUUCAGGUGUGUUUGGCUGAGUACAAGUACGAAAAGAUAUUUGGGGGUUUGUGGUUUUCAUCUUCAUCUUCGCUGAUAACAAAUUAAAUGAAAAGUUAAAAACA
Hippoglossus stenolepis (Pacific halibut) is the source of this 1111-nucleotide messenger RNA. RefSeq names its product ras homolog family member Gb (gene rhogb). Lineage: Eukaryota; Metazoa; Chordata; Actinopteri; Pleuronectiformes; Pleuronectidae. The transcript has 5 exons. Gene Ontology annotation, molecular function: GTP binding; protein kinase binding; GTPase activity. Gene Ontology annotation, cellular component: cell cortex; cytoplasmic vesicle; cytoskeleton. Gene Ontology annotation, biological process: regulation of actin cytoskeleton organization; regulation of cell shape; establishment or maintenance of cell polarity. The record is from RefSeq and is a predicted model, not a curated record. The coding region runs from base 189 to 764 and encodes 191 amino acids.